Xyrauchen texanus (razorback sucker) is the source of this 3698-nucleotide messenger RNA. RefSeq names its product myosin binding protein Cb (gene mybpc2b). Gene Ontology annotation, molecular function: protein binding. The record is from RefSeq and is a predicted model, not a curated record. NCBI's taxonomy places the organism in Eukaryota, Metazoa, Chordata, Actinopteri, Cypriniformes, Catostomidae. The transcript is spliced from 31 exons. The coding region runs from base 67 to 3429 and encodes 1120 amino acids.
AAUAAAAAGGAAAAAAGUGACACAAGCUGUCAGUCGCAAGACGACUAGCAAGAAGCAGCCACCAACAUGCCUGAGCCCACAGAAGAAGUAAAGCCAGCAGAUGAAGGUCCAGCUGAGGAUGAAGUAAAGCCAGCAGAUGAAGGUCCAGCUGAGGAUGGGCGAACAGAGUUAACAGGACUGUUUUUGGAGAAGCCAGAAAGUGUGGAAGUCUACGCAGGUAAAGAUGUCACAUUUGUGGUUAAGUUGGACUCCACCAACCUGACACGUAAACCCGUUAUGAAGUGGUUAAAGGGGAAGUGGAUGGACCUGGGCAGCAAAGCGGGAAAACACAUCCAGAUAAAAGAGACAUAUGAUAGAAACACCAAGAUCUAUACCUAUGAGAUGAAGAUCAUCAAGGUCGUCCCAGGAGACGCAGGCCGAUACAGAUGUGAAGUGACUGUGAAAGACAAAUGUGACAGCUGCACUUUUGAUAUCACUGUACAGGCUGCUGAUCAAGAAGAGAAGGAAGAUAUUCUGUCUGCCUUCAAAAGAGCGGACGCUGGUGAGGAUGACGGAGAUCUGGACUUUAGCGCUCUUCUCAAAGCAGCAAAAAAGAAAAAGAAGGUAGAACCUGAGAUUGAAGUGGACGUUUGGGAGCUCCUGAAGAGCGCUCACCCCAGCGAGUACGAGAAGAUUGCGUUUAAGUACGGCAUCACUGACCUGCGGGGAAUGCUGAAGAGACUGAAGAAGAUGAAGAGCGUGGAGCCCAAGGCCGUCGCUGCAUUCUUAAAAUGUCUGGAGUCGGCGUACUCCGUUGAUAAAGGGAAGAGGAUCGUCCUGUCUGUGGAGGUCGCUGAUCCUAAUGCUGAGGUCAAAUGGCUCAAAAAUGGCCAAGAGAUCAAACCCUCUACCAAGUACAUCAUGGAGUCUAUUGGGAACAUUAGAAAGCUCACGAUCAAUAAAUGCAGUCUGGCUGAUGAUGCGGCGUAUGAAUGUGUUGUCGGGACGGAGAAAUCCUUCACUGAAGUCUUUGUUAAAGAGCCACCGGUGACCAUCACUAAACUGUUGGAUGACUAUCUUGUUCUGGUUGGAGAACGAGUGGAGUUCGAGAUCGAGGUGUCUGAAGAGGGAGCACAUGUCAUUUGGAUGUUUGAGGAUGUGGAGCUAUCUCGUGAUGAUAAAAAUUCAAAGUAUCGUUUUAAGAAGGACGGGAAACGCCACUGUCUUAUAAUCCAAGAGGCGACACUGGAAGACAGUGGGAUGUACUUUGUUUACACCAAUGGAGGCAGAUCGAAGGCAGAGCUUAUCGUUGAAGAUAAGGAACUGGAGGUGUUGCAAAGUAUGGCAGACCUUACGGUUAAAUCUGCAGAACAAGCCAUGUUUAAGUGUGAGGUGUCCGACGAAAAGGUCACUGGGAAAUGGUUUAAAGACGGCGUGGAAGUUCAAGCCAGUGAUCGUAUCAAAAUUUCCCAUAUCGGCAGGAUGCAUCGUUUGACCAUUGAUGACGUAAAGCCGCAGGAUGCUGGAGAUUACAUGUUUGUCCCAGACGGCUAUGCGAUCUCACUGUCCGCCAAACUCAACUUUCUGGAAAUCAAGAUCGACUAUGUUCCCAGACAAGAUCCUCCAAAGAUCCAUUUGGAUGUAACUGGAAGCAUGGUUUCCCAGAACACCAUCAUUGUCGUUGCUGGGAACAAGUUGCGUCUGGAUGUGGAGAUCACGGGAGAGCCCGCCCCAACCGUCUGCUGGAUGAAAGGAGAUAAUCCAGUGACAGAAGCCGAGGGGCGCAUCCAUGUGGAAAGCAGGAAAGAUCUGAGCAGCUUCGUCAUUGAGGGAGCAGAACGAGAGGAUGAGGGCAACUACACCAUCACCGUCACCAACCCAGCAGGCGAAGACAAAGCCAACCUCUUCGUUAAAAUUGUUGAUGUUCCUGACCCUCCAGUGAAUGUCAAGUGUACUGCAGUAGGAGAAGAGAUCGCCACUAUUGUUUGGGAGCCUCCAAAGUUUGACGGAGGAGUACCUUUAAAGGGAUACUUGAUGGAAAGGAAGAAGAAAGGCUCAUCUAGAUGGACAAAGCUUAAUUUUGACAUCUAUGGGAGCACAACAUAUGAAGCUAAGCGCAUGAUUGAAGGUGUUCUCUACGAGAUGAGAGUGUUUGCGGUUAACGGAAUCGGCAUCUCAGCUCCCAGUGUCAGUUCGAAGCCAUUCAUGCCAAUCGGCCCCACCAGUGAGCCAACAAAGCUGAUCGUGGAUGAUGUAACAAACACUACGUGCUCACUAAAGUGGUUGGCUCCCGAGAGGAUCGGAGCUGGAGGUUUGGACGGGUACAUCGUAGAAUACUGCAAGGACGGAGAAUCGGAGUGGCACGCUGCAAACACAGAUCUGAUUGGGCGUCAGAGUUUUGUCGUAAAAAACAUGCCCACUGGAGAGAAGAUGAAUUUCCGAGUGAUGGCAGUAAAUAUUGCGGGCCGCAGCCUCCCUGCCCAGCUCAGUCAACCUGUCACCGUUAGAGAGAUUAUGGAGCAUCCUAAAAUCCGUCUUCCACGUGAGCUUAGAACCAAGUACAUCAGGAAAGUUGGCGACAAAAUCAACCUGGUCAUCCCCUUCCAGGGCAAACCCCGUCCUGUCGCUCAGUGGUUGAAGGACGGACAGCCAAUUGAUGAAAACAAGGUGGGAAUCAGAAAUUCGAAUGUUGACACCAUCCUGUUCAUUCGCUCUGCUGAGAGAGAUCAUUCUGGAAAAUAUACACUUGUCUUGAAAAUUGAAAACAUGGAGGACACGGCCAGCAUAGACAUCCGAGUUGUUGAUAAACCCGGCCCUCCGACUCAAGUGCAUGUAACUGACGUCUGGGGCUUCAAUGCGGCGUUGGAGUGGAAACCACCAAAGGAUGAUGGCAACUGUGAGAUCUCUGGUUACACAAUACAGAAAGCUGACAAAAAAACCAAGGAGUGGUUCACUGUGUAUGAACAUAACCGGCGCUCGAACUGCACCGUCUCUGACCUCGUCAUUGGAAACGAGUACAUGUUCCGCGUGUACAGCGAGAACCUCUGUGGUCUCAGUGAGGAUCCGUGUCUGAGCAAGAACACAGCCAUCAUCGACAAGAGUGAUUUGGGGUAUAAACCUCCUCCCUUUAAGGAAAAGGAUAUGACAUGCCCUCCUAAAUUCACGGCACCGCUUGUGGAUAGAUCUGUCACUAUGGGCUACAGCAUGGCCAUCAGCUGCGCAGUCAGAGGAUUCCCAAAGCCGAAGAUCAUCUGGAUGAAGAACAAGAUGAUAAUAGGUGAUGAUCCAAAGUUCUUGAUGCAAAACAACCAGGGAGUUUUGACUCUAAAUAUCCGCAAACCCAGCACAUUUGACUGUGGAAAGUACAGUUGCAAGGCUGUGAAUGCACUCGGGGAAGAUGAGGUGGAGUGUAAAGUGGAAAUCAGAGCUUUACCAUUAGAGAAGAAGUAGAAGUAGAAGUAGAAGAAGAAGAAGAAGAAGAAGGAGUAAACGAAUGGAAGCCGCAUCCGCAACGGUGGUGAAAUGAAGAGGAAGUGACAUCUGCUGAAAACAAUAAGCUUUUCUUGAAAUGAUUUGUGUUUAAUAGACUCGCUGUAUGAAUAAAAUAACACCUACUUAUUCUAAUGGGUCACAUGUUCUUAACUCUUGCUCUGGUUUUGUAGUUUUACAAUGAUUGAAUAAACGCACGGUUGACUGCAUUCAGCCCCAGUGAGAAGUAU